Cladocopium goreaui is the source of this 1596-nucleotide messenger RNA. Lineage: Eukaryota; Dinophyceae; Suessiales; Symbiodiniaceae. The record is from the annotation of a GenBank genome assembly.
AUGGCUUUGUUUUGGGCAUCGGAUGCACUUCCAGGGUGCCAUGGGUGUCGUCAGACCAUCAGGAGGGCCUCUUUGAGCACUGAGAAAGGCUCUGCGAGGUUUGGCUUAGAGUUGUUGAGUCCAGACCCGCCUGCGGCUCCGGCACCGUUUUGCCAGCCUCAAUCAGCAGGCUGUUGGCACGGAGCAAUGGUGGGCAAGGAGGUCGCGAUGAUCUUCCCCAUGUUUGAGGGGGUGAUGUUUAUCUCAGCGUAUAUGCCACACAUGAUUGCGGUCCUCAUCGUUCUUGCGACAAUUGUCCGAAAACCCUUCAGGAUUUGUGUGGUGGUGCUGCCGAUUUUGACGUUUGGCUUGCUCUGUGCCCUCGCAAUCCAAGAAUCUCGCUGGCAUGCAGAGGCUGAGGGUUAUGACAUGACUCAGCCAUCACUCCGAGAAGCCUUGGAGGAUUACAUAGCAAGUGGCAAAGGCAGCCUAGAAGAAAUCUUGGAGGGCAAAAAGUACCCUCCCGUCUUUGGCAAGAUUGAGUUGAUGCGAUAUCUCAACACCUGGUUGGGCAAAAGUGUGUUCCACGACACCGACCAGGAUGCCGACUAUUUGCCAGAGGCCUACAACAAGGGCGAUGACUGGUUCGAGGCUACUCUGGCAGAUCCCAUGGUGUAUACUGGAGCUCUUUAUGCAGGCUCCAAUGAAACAGUCUGGUCUGCGCAGCAGAAGAAGUUGGAAUUCAUCGCCUACUCUCUUGAUGUGAAGAAAGGUGACAAGGCCUUGGAGAUUGGCUGCGGUUGGGGACGCCUCUCCAACUACCUUGCCAGCAAGGGAGCAAAGGUCACAGGCGUCACGAUGUCCACAGAUCAACAAGCUUAUGCCAAACGAAUGAGCCAGCAACUUGGCAAUAGCGAAAAUGUGGACAUUGUCCUGAAGAAUUUUUUUGAUUUGGACUUGCCGGACAAGAGCUUCAACGUAAUCUCCUCAGUGGAAAUGGCUGAGCACGUCGGCAUUCGGAACUACAACAAAUUUCUGCGGAAGGUGCACCGGCUCCUGGCUGAUGAUGGUACAUUUUACCUGCAGGUUGCGGGCCUGCCACGAGGCUAUGCUUCAGGCUACAACCACUACGAGGAUCUCGUAUGGGGGCUCUUCAUGGACGAACACGUCUUUCCGGGCGCAGACGCCUCCUGCCCCAUGGGCUGGGUGGUGACGCACCUGGAGCAGGCUGGAUUCGAGGUGCAGAGCGUCCACAACAUGGGAUAUCACUACUCCCAGACCCUAGCCCAUUGGCUGAAAAAUUGGGAGGCCAGCAAGGACACAAUCGUAAAGGCCUAUGGCGAACGCUCUUGGAGACGCUGGCGCGUCUUUUUGGCUUGGUCUGUGCGCAUCUCCAGAAGGGGUGGCAGCACUGUGCAGUGGAUCACAGCCACCAAGAGUGGCCAGGAGUCUGCGCGCAUUGCGGCGCAAAACCGCCUGGCGCCAGGGAUCUUUCAACUGCCUGAGCCGAAGCCUCUUCCAACCCAAUGAGUUGGUCAAAUACCUCUGACUUGGACCAAAGCGACACCCAAGCUGGUGGUUGGAGCUGGGCGCAAACCCACCAGAAAUUCAUGAGGA